This is a messenger RNA of Penaeus vannamei (Pacific white shrimp), 603 nucleotides long. NCBI's taxonomy places the organism in Eukaryota, Metazoa, Arthropoda, Malacostraca, Decapoda, Penaeidae. The record is from RefSeq and is a predicted model, not a curated record.
AUGACAGCAGCAAGGAUUUCAAGUAUAACAUUCCAAGCCUUUCUAUGGAAACCAGGCUUCAGCCAGGCGGUGAGAGAAGUGCUGGAAAAGGCCAGUGAAUGGACCUGUCGAAGCGACGCCAUGCACAACUACAGACGUCUGCGUCAACGCGACCUCAAGUUGGAAAAUCAGGCUGUUGGCAUCUUGGACGAUCAGGACUCGCACAAGAUCGUGAUGGACGUGUUUGACUUCAUGAAGGGCGACGUGACAGUGCAGUUGGUGAAGGGCAAGGAGCUGCUGGUGGAGGGUCAAGCAGAGAGGCAGGACGGAGGCAGAGUGUCCCGAGUGAGCUUCGUGCGUCGCUUCGCCUUGCCUGAGCUCGUCGAGCGAGACGCCAUCAGCUGCGUGUUGUCCUCGGACGGAAUCCUGACGAUCACCUGCAGGAAGAGAGCAAGCGGCUACAGCGCAAGGGGAUUUUGCAGCGAGAGGAAGCCCGUGGACACAGCUGGCGGGGGAGGACAGGAUGCGAAGGACUCCCUCGCGGAUUGGGAAGGAGCCAGUUCUCGGGCCUUCAGCACCGGCUCUCGCUCCCGCUACCAUCGCUCUUAUGCGAAGCAAUAUUAG